GUCCCUGGGGUGCUGGGUGUUGGGGGUGGGGGUGCUGGGUGCCCACGGUGCAAAAUACCCAUGGGGAUGGGUGCCCCGGGGUGCUGGGUGCCCCAUUAUACUGGGUGCCCCAUUAUACUGGGUGCCCCAUCAUACUGGGUACCCCAUUAUACUGGGUACCCCAUCAUACUGGGUGCCCCAUUGCAUUGGGUGCUGGGUGCCCCAUCACACUGGGUGCCCCCCAUCACCACCCCCCCCCCCAUCACCCCCUUCCCCUCUCUCCUAACCCCCUUUUUUUCCCCUCUUCCCGCAGACCACCAUGGCCCCGUGCCCUCGCUGACGGCCGCCCCCUCCGCCAGCACCCUUGGGUGCCCCCCACCAUGGGCGACUCCUACACCGCCGCCUUCCCCAGCGGCCCGGGGCUGCUCUCGCCCUCCGCCAGCCCCCAGGCAUCGCCCGGUCCUUACGGCCCCGAUUACGGCCCCUUCGGGCACCCCUUCCCCGCGCCCACCGGCACCCAGGAGGUGUUGGGUGCCCCGGUGGUGGUGGCCACCAAGGGGCACCCAUCGGGCGACUGCUUGCCGGGGGUCUACCCCUCCCUGGAGAUGCCGCACCCCUACGGCUCCUGGUACAAGGGCGGCAUCGGUGGGGGGCUACCGGGGGGCUCGGGGCCGGCGGCCCCGGCUUGGUGGGACGUGCACCCCAACGGCGGCUGGCUGGGGGGCCGGCGUGCCGAGGGGCUGCAGGGGUCCCUGCAGGGCCAGCCGGCUCUCAGCCCCCCCCUACCCGCUUACGGCUCCGAUUUCGGGGCUCUCAACCCCCCGCCUUACGCCGGGGGUCCCGGCGCCACCCCACUCCCCAAAAGCGGCUUGGGGGACGCGGGGGGCAAAGGGCCUCGAGGCGGGGGCUCUCCGGGGACGGGAGGGCGAGCGGCUUGCGACUGCCCCAACUGCCAGGAGUUGGAGAGGUUGGGGGGCGGCGGGGGGGGCGGCGGCGCGGGGGGGCUGAGGAAGAAACCGGUGCACAGCUGCCACAUCCCGGGCUGCGGCAAGGUGUACGGCAAAGCCUCGCACCUCAAAGCCCACCUGCGCUGGCACACGGGCGAGCGCCCCUUCGUCUGCAACUGGCUCUUCUGCGGCAAGCGCUUCACCCGCUCCGACGAGCUGGAGCGCCACGUGCGCACCCACACGCGGGAGAAGAAGUUCACCUGCCUGCUCUGCAGCAAGCGCUUCACCCGCUCCGACCACCUCAGCAAACACCAGAAGACCCACGCCGAAGCCGGACCCCCCAAAACCCCCGGGGGGGUCGCCGAACAGCAGCCCCCCGCUUCCCCUCGCCGCCCCGCCGCCGCCUCGCCGGACAAGGACGCCGGCAGCCCCGAGGCCGGCAGCUUGCUGGAGAUCUGAGCCCCGCGCCUUCCUCCUCCUCCUCCUCCUCCUCCUCAUCCUCUUUUUUCCCCUCUUCCUCCUCCUUCCUCUUCCUCCUCGCCGGGGAUAUUUAUUUCGGGGUCCACCCCGCCACCCCCGCCAAGCCUACACCCCCCGGGGCCAGCAGCCGCUCCCCGUUAUAAAUUAUAAUUUAUGUCUUAAAUUAUGGCGAGGGGCGCAGGGCGGGGGCUCGCCGAGCGCCGGGGGGAGCGCCGGGGGGGGAUUUUUGGGGUGAGCGCCCCCUUUUUCUCUGCCCCCCCCCUCCCCUUUUCUCGCCUCGCCGGCUGUCUUGGCCCCGCACAGAGCUCAGGGACAGGGUUUGCCCCUUCUCCUCCGCCUCGUUAGCACGCCCAGGUCGUUAGGCGCUGAUGUACCCCCCCCCCUCAUUAGCUGGCUACCCCCCCCCCAAAAAAAAAAAUUAAAAAAUAAAAGCAAUAAAGGGAUCAACCAGGAGCAACGGCAGCG
Molecule: messenger RNA, 1871 nt
Organism: Anas platyrhynchos (mallard)
Lineage: Eukaryota; Metazoa; Chordata; Aves; Anseriformes; Anatidae
Source: RefSeq, a predicted model, not a curated record